Ostertagia ostertagi is the source of this 597-nucleotide messenger RNA. NCBI's taxonomy places the organism in Eukaryota, Metazoa, Nematoda, Chromadorea, Rhabditida, Trichostrongylidae. The record is from the annotation of a GenBank genome assembly.
AUGACAGCAAAGGGUGUCCUCCUCAAGAAUGAGAGAGAAAGGCCAUCAUGUUUCGACCCCGACGAUCCGGAGUAUGUUAAGGAUUUGCAGCGGCCUGCUGUCAUAAAAGAAGACCUGACGGAAAUGGAACGGAGAAAGCGAGUUCAAGAACUUCUGGAAUCGAAGAGUUUCUGUCAAGAACUGGAGGAGGUAAUUCGUCAAGAUUCCAAUAGUGCUCGUGGAGAUCCAGAACAAUUGAAGCCACUGAAAAGGCUUUCCGAGUUGAAAAUGCAUGCAGGAGCAAUGACGCUAAAAACCUUGCCUUCUAUUGGAGCAUCUGCCGUUCCAAUAGCAGAUCUUAAGAGCAACGACAACUAUUCAGUGCAUGAAAAAUUGCAGAGGAACAAGCUGGCAUCACUCUUCCGACUGGUAGAUUUGUUCCAAUGGUCGCUAGGAAUUCAUAACAAUAUUACGCUACGCUUACGCAAUGAUGAGAAUUAUGUCCUUAUCAACCCUUUUGGGUUACUAUAUCAUGAGAUUACUGCUGGAAGUUUUGUGAAACUCAAUCUGCAAGGCGAUAUCGUUGACCCAGGGACUACGAGCCUAGGUAUAAAUAAG